Molecule: messenger RNA, 1236 nt
Organism: Kickxella alabastrina
Lineage: Eukaryota; Fungi; Kickxellomycota; Kickxellomycetes; Kickxellales; Kickxellaceae
Exons: 1
Coding region: 144-1190 (348 amino acids)
Source: RefSeq, a predicted model, not a curated record
CCCAUAUGUCACCAAUAAUCCGCCGAUUUGCUUGGGUCGGGUGAUGCGUGUGCGCAGCCAUCAUCUUUGCCAACAAAGAAGCUACAUCCCCUAUUUUUUUAAAAAAAAUUUUGUCUUUUAUCAUUUUAAUAUUUUUUUGCACUAUGCCUACAAGACGUUUUGAAAACGGGGGCCAGGCGCCCAGCAAUGUGCCGCCAGAAGUCACCUCAGGGUCACAAAACCCAGCUCUCCAAACACUCAACCCACCAUUACAUCAUCUCUCACACAGGGCGCUCCGGUUACAACAAGCCAUUAUACAACAGCAAGCGCGGGAACGACUCCUCCACCGAGAAAACAACGAGUAUGACGACGAUUCGGGCUCAGAUACGAGCGAUUUUGUCGGUGCCUUGGACACUUUUGGACAUCCAAUGGACUACCCGUCGGAUAUGGAUUCGCCAAUUAACGAUAGCACACAAGACGAGGACGAUGGUGAGGAGGAGGAAGAUGAACAUGAUUCGGAUUUCUCCAAUGAUACGUUUCCGUCGCCGCUGAGCGCAACUUCUGUUCAGGUAGAAGGGUCGAAUUUGGAGGAAGAGCAGGGGGGGUUUUCAGAUGAUGAUUUUGAUAAUGACGAGUUCAUUUCUAUCAACACACAGUUCAAUCCCAUGGUUAUCCGGCAGCAUGGCAGGCGUCGAUUGAAUGCGCCAGUGACAGUUGAUUUUACACAGUCAUUGCGGCCUGCAGAAAGCAACUCUUUGACCGUCGACUCAUCGGCGCCCAUACCCGCUGCAGGCUUGACCUCCCAACAGCAACCCGAGCACCAAGCGCAGGAAGCACAGGAAGCGCAUGCCGUGGAGAGCAGCCAGCAGACGCCCAGCAGCAAACGAAGCCACUCCAAGGUUUGCACCAAAGACCACGACUCAUUGGCAGAGUUAUCUCCAACAAGCAUAGCAAAGAAAGCCAAGAGCCAGUCGUGUGCAGAGAGCGAUUCUGCAGGGACAGUUGGCCGGAACCGGCUCUUGUUUAAAUGCGCUGUGUGUUUGGAUACUCCUGACCCGGCGGUGUUUGUUGAUCCGUGCGGACAUGUUUUUUGCGAGGGAUGUGCGCAGGGUGCUGUGCAGUCGACUCGAAAAUGCCCGGUGUGUCGACAUGCUAUGCGCGCCAAGGACAUCCGUGUUUUGCAGUUUCGCGUGGCUACAAUCGGACGUUAGACACGGGUGGAUUGCUUUUUUUCUUUUUCCACAUUAUAAAUGCGUU